Messenger RNA from Carassius carassius (crucian carp), 2931 nucleotides. RefSeq names its product dual specificity tyrosine-phosphorylation-regulated kinase 2-like. The transcript is spliced from 3 exons. Gene Ontology annotation, cellular component: nucleus. The record is from RefSeq and is a predicted model, not a curated record. Gene Ontology annotation, biological process: cytoplasmic stress granule disassembly; positive regulation of cell cycle G2/M phase transition; peptidyl-serine phosphorylation. Lineage: Eukaryota; Metazoa; Chordata; Actinopteri; Cypriniformes; Cyprinidae. Gene Ontology annotation, molecular function: protein serine/threonine/tyrosine kinase activity; ATP binding; protein serine/threonine kinase activity. The coding region runs from base 803 to 2503 and encodes 566 amino acids.
CGUGCCCUGUUUGAUGACGUCGCGCUGGGCGAAGACAAAUAAGCUCUUAGCAACAAGCUAAGAAACCAUUAGGGGACGGAACGCGCAUCCAAAACACUCAGACCUUUCGUGAGAACACUUAUUUGUCGGAAAGUGUUUGGAAGGGAUUAUGACUUCAUUUGACCUUUCUUGUUUUUAUAAUGAAAGCAAGUUAGGUUUGUACUAUCCGGGAAAGAGAAAACGGUAGCCUGAGCUCGAGCUGCCCGCUGCACCGACCGUGUGCUCUGGCUGGGAUGACUCUUCUGUUCAAACUAACAACACGAAACUCAAGAGAGGGCAAUAGUCGAGGUGGUCGACAUCGAUUUAAUGUUUGGACUCAGUCUCAUUAUGCUUUAGGGAGACCGUUUGUUUUGACGGAAACGUGUUUGUGUCCUCUUCAACCUUGAUUCUUCUUCAUGUUCAUCAUCAUCGAGAACGAGCCCUUCUCAUCCACUAAUAUUUGGUUUUCUCUGGUACAUUUGUGAAUUUAUGCAAAUCUAACACCAGUAUCUAUUAGUUGGGACCUUCGUUUUGGAAAUACAGAUACCUCUGUUACUUCUCCAGACUUGCAGUACAGGUGGUCAAAUUAAAAAAGCCUCGUGAAAACAGCUUAAAGGGGAUCAUGCCUGAACCCUGCAGCACUGUGAAGUCUCUGAACAUCUGACAAGCUUCUCCUCGGAAAUGAGACUAGACGGACACUGAAUUUCCGUUUUGGAUGGAUCUUGCUUUAGUGAAAACAUUUUUUAGAGGAAAAAGAAAUAUUUGAUUUUGAUUGCAUGCAGCCAUGAUGAUACUAAGCAGAAAACCAGAUGGCCCCAUAACUGCAGCUCGCCAUGGGUAUGAUUCCUACAUGCGCCCCGAUCACAUUGUGAACCAGGACGCUGAUGUGAAUGGGCAGAGUCCCUCUGGACUGCCUCCUCUCCCAAAACACACCGGUGUCAACAAGCCUGCAAUGAAGGAUCACCUAGCAGUCCGCGGAGGACAGAAAGUGAAGUAUUUUUACGAGGACACCUACAACCGCAAACUCAAUGGUGUGAGCCAGCACAAUGGCACAAGCCAAGUACCUGCGAAGCCACAACCUGCAAUCUCCAAAGACAGAAGCGUGGACAGCAACAGCUCUCUUAAGUCAUCUGAGAGCUCAACAAAAGUCUCAAAGCUUGGUAGCCCAAUGACCCCAGAACAAGCUAUCAGGCAAUACCGGCAACAACUGACUACCUUGGAGCAGCAGGAGAUCCACAACUAUCCUGAGAUCUAUUUCCUGGGACCAAAUGCCAAGAAGAGGCAGGCAGUAGCUGGGGGCACCAACAACAGUGGAUAUGAUGAUGACCAGGGAGGAUACCUCCACGUACCUCAGGACCACCUUGCCUAUCGCUACGAGUUCCUCAAGGUGAUUGGCAAAGGUAGUUUUGGACAGGUGGCAAAAGUUUACGACCACAAGUUACAGCAGCACCUCGCCUUGAAGAUGGUGCGCAACGAGAAGCGCUUCCACCGGCAAGCUGCUGAGGAGAUACGAAUUCUGGAGCACCUGAAGAAGCAAGACAAGACAGGCAGCAUGAACGUUGUCCACAUGUUGGAAAAUUUCACCUUUCGCAAUCACAUAUGUAUGACUUUUGAGCUGCUUAGCAUGAACCUGUAUGAGCUCAUCAAACGCAACAAGUUUCAGGGUUUCAGUCUCCCAUUGGUACUCAAGUUUGCACACUCUAUUCUCCAAUGCCUGGAAGCACUCCAUCGCCAUAAGAUCAUCCACUGUGACCUGAAACCAGAGAAUAUCUUACUGAAGCAGCAAGGCAGGAGUGGGAUCAAGGUCAUUGACUUUGGCUCCAGCUGUUUCGAUCACCAGCGUGUAUACACAUACAUCCAAUCCCGCUUCUACCGUGCACCUGAAGUCAUCUUGGGAUCGCGAUAUGGUAUGCCUAUAGACAUGUGGAGCUUUGGUUGCAUUCUGGCAGAGCUGCUUACUGGAUACCCUCUGUUUCCUGGUGAAGAUGAAGGUGACCAGCUGGCCUGCAUGAUGGAGCUACUGGGUAUACCAUCUCAGAAAUUGCUGGAACAAGCCAAGCGUGCCAAGAACUUUAUCAACUCCAAAGGCCACCCACGCUACUGCACGGUCAGCACACUUAGUAAUGGCACUGUCGUCCUCAAUGGGAGCCGUUCUCGCCGAGGAAAAUUGCGAGGUCCCCCAGGAAGCAAGGAGUGGGCGACGGCCCUCAAAGGCUGUGAUGAUGCCAUGUUCAUUGACUUUCUGAAGAAGUGUCUGGAUUGGGACCCUAGUACUCGAAUGACACCAGUUCAGGCCUUAAGACACCCCUGGCUCUACAAGAGACUGCCUAAGCCUGCACCUGGUGGCGAGAAGUCCAUGGUGCCCAAACGGAUCACGGAGCACAGCACCUCUUUCCCUAAUGUCAGCUCCAAGGUACCCUAUGUCAUGGGCUCAACCAACAACAAACUGCGGACCACGAUAAUGCUGCCGAAGCUUGUUUCAUAGAGAUUCCUUAGCUUUUCAGGGAUAAAGACACAUGUAGCAGUUUAUAGAAGUGGAUUUUUUUUCUUCGUUUUGGUUGGUUUUUCUAAAUGAGUGUCAAAACUUACAGAUUCAAUUUUUAAUGAAUUAUAACAAGCAAAAACAAUUUUAUACAUCUAUACUGUGUUUUUAUCAAAUGGCUUUCAGAGUGUAAAAUUCUAAAUUGACAUCAGGGCUGUUUUUUUUUUACACCUUGGUCUUGAAAUGAGUGCUGUUUAUUGGAGUGGGUGAAAAUUUAGAUGCUGACUGCUCAUCCUGUUCUUUCUAAAGUUUACACUACUUCUGCUCAGACAAACAUACAUAUUUUGCAUCUCUAAGGGCUGCUUUGCAUUUGUGACUCCUAGUAUACUUUUUUGAGGGCUUAGAGUGAAUGUUUGCAGUUGUAGGUCUAA